Molecule: messenger RNA, 1359 nt
Organism: Rhodamnia argentea
Lineage: Eukaryota; Viridiplantae; Streptophyta; Magnoliopsida; Myrtales; Myrtaceae
Product: caffeic acid 3-O-methyltransferase-like
Exons: 4
Coding region: 111-1217 (368 amino acids)
Biological process (GO): methylation
Molecular function (GO): S-adenosylmethionine-dependent methyltransferase activity; protein dimerization activity; O-methyltransferase activity
Source: RefSeq, a predicted model, not a curated record
CAUAUCUUUUCUCCCGAGCGUGACCCCUCAACGCACUUUGAUCCCUCGACCCUGAAAGAACACUCUCUCUCUCUCUCUCUCUCUCAUCACUGCUCGCAGAUUCCCAACAAAUGGCCGACACCCAAGAGCGCAAAGCACGCGAUCAAGAAGAGGAAGCAGGGAUGCUGGCGGUCCGGCUGGCCAGCGCGGUGGUGCUCCCGAUGGUCCUCAAGUCGGCCCUCGAGCUCAACAUCAUCGACGCCCUCGUCUCCGCCGGCGGGUUCCUCUCGCCUGCCGAGAUAGCCAGCCGGGUCGGCGCCAAGAACCCUGGGGCUCCGGUCCUGGUGGACCGGAUGAUGCGCCUCUUGGCAAGCCACGGCGUGGUCGAGUGGCGUGCGAGGAGGAGCGACGGCGACGGCGACGGAGACGGAGAUGGAGGGGAGAGAGAGUACGGUGCGGGACCCAUGUGCAGGUCCUUGGCUAAGGACGAAGAAGGUGGUGCUGUUGGUCCUCUGUAUCUGCUGCAUCAUGACAAGGUCUUCAUGGAGAGUUGGUACCACUUGACUGAUGUCGUCAUGGAAGGAGGGGUUCCGUUCGAGAGGGCAUACGGGAUGACGGCAUUCGAGUAUCCAGCUAUUGACGAUAGGUUCAACCGAGUUUUCAACCGAGCCAUGUCGAGUCAUACGACCUUGAUAAUGACAAAAAUACUCGACCUCUACAGAGGGUUUGAAGGCAUCAAAGUGCUGGUCGAUGUGGGGGGCGGCGUCGGGGUCACUCUGAAGAUGAUCACCUCCAAGCAUCCCCACGUCAAGGGCAUCAAUUUCGACUUGCCUCACGUCUUGGCCACCGCGCCUCCUUAUCCAGGUGUCGAGCACGUUGGCGGAGACAUGUUUGAGAGUGUUCCUAGAGGGGAUGCCAUUUUCAUGAAGUGGAUACUCCACGAUUGGAGCGAUGAGCAUUGCUCGAAACUUCUAAAGAACUGUUAUGAGGCUUUGCCUGCCAAUGGGAAGGUGAUCAUCGUGGAGUCGAUUCUUCCCACGGUUCCAGAGGGAAAUGUCUAUUCGAACAUUGUGUUCGCGCAAGACCUGUUCAUGUUGGCUCAAAAUCCCGGCGGGAAAGAGAGGACGCAAAAGGCGUUUGAGGCCUUGGCGGUGCAAGCGGGAUUCGCCGGCUGCGAGGUUAAAUGCUCCGCGUACAACAGUUGGGUGAUGGAGCUCCCCAAAACGGUGGGUCUCUAGGUCUUUUGAGGUCUAUUCCAAAAUGCACUUAAACCUCGGAACAAAUGUUGGAUUCUCUAUUUUAUGAUCCUCUUGAUGGUGUGAAUCAGAUGAUUUCCUUCUAUACUAGUAGAAGAAAUCACAGGAGGCACUUUCCCUAUAA